AAAUAUAAACUAAAUAAAAAAUAUAAAUUUAAUUAAGUAGAAAUUAAAGUAAUUAUUAAUUAAUUAAAACACGAACAGCAGGUCGCGAAUUUUCAAUUGUAAACUCGAUACAAAAAAUUAUAGAAAAUUUUUAGUUUCACAAUGGAAGUGAUAAUCGAUCAUAUUUUGAAUUUUCUGCAAUUCGAUGUGACAAGAAUCUUCGGCAAGGGCAGCGAUUGUGAUCUCUGCUGUAUGAGCAUCUCUACGCCGCACUUCAGCGAGUCCGUGGAGCGUUGCAUUACAAAUGUUUAUGAGCCACGCCCACAAAUUUUGAAUGGCGACGAAAUGAUGGAAUGCGACGUAGAAGACGAGAAUGAUGACGAGGUUGACGACGUCUGUUUGGACGACAGCGAAGUGCAAUUGGCAGCGUUUUGUGCGGAACUAGAGCAAUUGGAUAUGGAUGAUGAGCUGAAGGAUAAUCAGGAAUGCUGCAGGAGAUCAAAUCAAAUGCAAAUGUAUCAAAACGCCGACAUAUCCGAGAGUGAUAGCUUUUUGAAUCAAUUGAAAAACGAAUUGCAAUGCGGUAUGAUUGAUGACGACGCUUCGAUUGGAAGUGCCAUAGAUUGCAGCUGUGAGUCGGUAAGCAAGCAAAUGUCGUCGAAAAUCGCGGAAAAGUGCUCGUCAGCCACUCUCUUGGAACUGCAGUGCAUUGAGGAUCGUGCAAAUGAAUUGUGGGAAACCUUAAACUCGCAUGUUCGUGCAAAUAGCAGUUGCAAAUUUCCCAAUUGGUGGGAUUUGAAGUCAUGGCAGAAGCUACCCUUCUACUGGGCGGCCCUCUCCAAUGACAUACUCUGCGAGGAUCCCUUUGAGAAUUUCAAACGCUUCUAUAUGGGCGAUAAAAAGCCAAAUAAACGUAGCGCCAAGCGGCAGCAAGAGCGCGUGCUCAUACUGUGGCACAAACUAUGCCCCAAAGAGCGGUUGCCCUUCAUUAUGGAGGCAUUCAUAAGUAAGGUAGGCGCGGGGAAGGUGGACAUCAGGGAUGAGCAUGAAAUUCAGCGCAUCAUGUGCGAGUUGCAGAACAAAUGACUCAUACUCGAGUGCUGGAGUUGACGUUAAAUGAUUUUGUCCCACUCUCUGUUAUGUCUGUGUGUUUACGAGUAUAUCUAGUAGGUGUUUGGGGUUGUGGUAAUAUUUAAAUAUAAAUUGUUUGUAGUGCGUAUGAUUGUGUAUGGGAAAAUAAAUUUAUGCUUGAAGCAGCAUAUUUUGUAGUAA
Molecule: messenger RNA, 1251 nt
Organism: Ceratitis capitata (Mediterranean fruit fly)
Lineage: Eukaryota; Metazoa; Arthropoda; Insecta; Diptera; Tephritidae
Exons: 1
Coding region: 142-1065 (307 amino acids)
Source: RefSeq, a predicted model, not a curated record